Pocillopora verrucosa is the source of this 4518-nucleotide messenger RNA. Its product is annotated as paired amphipathic helix protein Sin3a-like. Gene Ontology annotation, biological process: negative regulation of transcription by RNA polymerase II. Gene Ontology annotation, molecular function: transcription corepressor activity. The record is from RefSeq and is a predicted model, not a curated record. Gene Ontology annotation, cellular component: Sin3-type complex; chromatin. Lineage: Eukaryota; Metazoa; Cnidaria; Anthozoa; Scleractinia; Pocilloporidae.
AACCGCUCGCGGACUGUUCGCUUACGAGCUUAAGCAAAAUCAAGGGAACGCUCUCUACCCAGUAUCCUUCUGCAGAAUCUUUAAAAAUAUCCACCAUCCUUGGAUCAAGAAAGAACGAUACCUUCGUCAGGGCCAGGGAUACUACUCACUGUAUCAGGCUUGACCCUUAGAAGACUGCUUGAAUGAGGCUGUGGUGCAAGACAUGAAGAGGGUGCGUCCUGAAGACCACGACAGUGUGUAUGGUCAAAACAGGCAGAGUUUCCGUCCCCCUCCUGUUCUUGCCCCAGCCCCAGUUGGCAUGGCAACCUAUUCUGAGCAGCUCCAGCAGGAUGGAUUAAGUGGAUUAGCCCAGUUCCCUGCUGCUGCACAGAUGGCAGGUGCCCCUGGAUAUCAAGUUCAGGCACAGACUCCUCAGUCACAUCCUCAUGUUCAAAAUCCAACAUCUGGUCAUCACCAGGGCCAAGUACAGGUGCAUGCACAAGCUCAGGGUCAACAACAACAGUUUCAACGAUUAAAGGUUGAGGAUGCCUUGUCAUACUUAGAUCAAGUCAAACUUCAGUUUGGAAACCAGCCUCAAGUGUAUAAUGACUUCCUGGACAUUAUGAAAGAGUUUAAAUCCCAAAGCAUUGAUACUCCAGGUGUUAUCAGCCGUGUGUCAUCUCUGUUUAAGGGACAUCCAGAAUUAAUUGUAGGGUUCAAUACAUUCCUUCCACCUGGGUACAAGAUUGAGGUGCAUGCCAGUGAUCCUGGCACUGUGUCAGUAACAGCACCCAAUGGACAGUCUCAGAUAACCACACUUAUCCAACCAGCUCAGCAACCAGUACAUCAGUCAGGUGGGCAACAAGGACAACAACAGCAGCAGUCACAGCAGAAACAGCAGCAACAGGGGCAGCAGCAGCAGCAGCAGCAACAUCAGCAACCACUUCAGUCACCAACUGCUCAACAAGGACAGGGUCAGCAACCAGUGGAAUUUAACCAUGCAAUAAAUUAUGUGAACAAAAUAAAGAACCGGUUUCAAGGACAGCCAGACAUCUACAAGGCUUUUUUGGAAAUUCUCCACACAUAUCAAAAGGAGCAGAAAAACAUCAAAGAGGCUGCCAUGCAAGGAACUCCUCUGUCUGAACAAGAAAUCUAUACAAGAGAAGCGAAACUUGCUAGUGAGGUGUAUCAUCAAGUUGCAAAGCUUUUUCAAAAUCAAGAAGAUUUGCUUCAAGAAUUCAGCCAGUUUCUUCCGGAUGCUAAUGGUGCAGCAAUGUCUGGGGGUUUAUUAGCAGCAAACAGGUUGCCAGCUCACCUGACAGCUGCAAGGAAUGAGUAUGUACCUCCCACAAAGAAGCCAGCGGGUGGGUCAAAUUCUUCAAAACGUAUGAUACACCAGAUCAGAAGAAAUUCAAACAAUGUCUCCUCUUCCCCAACCCACCCUCAGGCAAAGCAGAAGAAAUCGAGAAGUGCAAUCAAAGAUGUACCCCUGGAUGAGGCACAGAAACAUGGCACCUUCUCAGAAUUUGCAUUUUUUGAAAAGGUGAGGAAAGCACUCAAAAAUCCUGAGCUCUAUGACAACUUCUUGCGUUGUCUUGUAUUGUUCAAUCAAGAAGUUAUCUCUCGAUCCGAACUGGUUCAACUGGCAUCCAACUUCCUAGGAAAAUACCCAGAGCUGUUUCAAUGGUUCAAGGAAUUCCUAGGCUACAAAGACUCUUCUCCCAUGGAGACUGUGGCUAAUGUCAAAGAACGAACUUCAGGAGAACUGCAUCAUCUUGAGAUAGAUUAUUCCUCUUGCAAGAGAUACGGCACAAGUUAUAGAGCACUUCCUAAGAGCUAUACACAGCCAAAAUGUAGUGGACGUACUGCUCUGUGUAGAGAAGUCCUUAAUGACACCUGGGUGUCUUUUCCUUCAUGGUCAGAAGACACUCCCUUUCCAGGAACAAGAAAAACCCAAUAUGAAGAGUACAUUUUUAGGUGUGAGGAUGAACGAUUUGAGCUGGAUGUUGUGUUAGAAUCCAAUCUUUCCACCAUUCGUGUUUUAGAAGCCAUACAGAAAAAACUACAGAGAAUGUCUGCUGAAGAGCAGGCAAAAUUUCGACUUGAUAGCUGCAUUGGAGGAACAUCUGAGUUCAUUCACAAAAAGGCCAUCCAGAGGAUAUAUGGUGACAAAGCUCCUGAUAUUAUUGAUGGUUUAAAGAAAACACCUGCAGUGGCUGUGCCACUGGUACUUAAGAGGUUAAAAGCCAAAGAAGAGGAGUGGAGAGAAUCUCAGAGGCAGUUUAAUAAGAUAUGGCGAGAUCAGAAUGAAAAGUAUUACCUAAAGUCCCUGGACCAUCAAGGGAUCACUUUCAAACAAAAUGACUUGAAGGCCAUGAGAUCGAAAAGCUUGAUAAAUGAGAUUGAGACAAUUUAUGAUGAGAGACAAGAGCAAGCGGCUGAAGGUAAUGGAGAUGCUGGGGGCCCUCACUUGGUUUACACCUACCAGGACAAGUCGAUUCUCGAUGACGCGGCCGGUCUGAUUGUUCAUCACAUGAAGAGACAGACGAGUAUUCAUAAGGAAGACAAAGCAAGGAUAAAGUUUCUCUUACACUGUUUCCUACCGGAUUUGUUCUUCGCACCAAGGGGUGAGCUAAGUGAUGAUGAAGAUUCGGUAAAGGAACUUAACGGCCUUGGCAAACCGGAACUUACUAACGGUUUACCAGAGGCAGAAGCAGAUGAUGCCUAUAAUUUAAUAUAUGUAAACAACAACUGGUACUUACUCUUCAGACUUCAUCAGAUGCUCUGUGAGCGACUGCUGAAGAUGUAUCAACAGUCUGUCAUGAUAGCUGAAGGUGAAGCUUGUGACAAGCAGCAGAGAAAACAGGCCACAGCCAUUGCUCUGAGACUCAAGGCACCCAGCGAGAUAGACCUUGAGGAAUAUUAUCCAGCGUUUCUAGACAUGAUAAGAAACCUGCUGGACGGAAACAUGGAUUCUACAAACUUUGAGGAUACGUGUCGCGAGAUGUUUGGUGUUCACGCUUACAUCGCAUUUACUAUGGACAAAUUAGUACAGAACAUAGUUAGACAGCUACACACCAUUGUUACAGACGAUUCGUGCAACCAGGUCACUGAACUAUACCAGCAGGAGCAAGGUAACCUGGCCACCGGUGGAAGCUCGGCCACUCAGCAUACCCGCGCAGUGUCAGAAGCUGCAUAUCAAAAAAGAUCUGAGUCACUGCUUUCGGAUGAGAACUGUUACAAAGUUGUCAUUCACAAAGACAAGAACAUCUGCAGACUGAGUAUUGAGUUGCUUGAUACAGAGGACUCUCAUUCAGAAGAUCCAGUCGAAGUAGAGAAAUGGAAUGAAUACGUCGAAAAGUUUGUCGGCAGCGAGGAAGUUUCCACAGAGGUCAAGGAUCAUUUACAGAACAAACCCAUAUUUUUACCAAGAACGGUUCGUUCCAACUCGCGGAUGAAACCGUCGACCACCCCAAGCACCGAGAAAGAAUCGACGACAAAUGAUAAUGGAUCGUCAACUGAUGAUGCUGAAAGUGAGGGAAACAACAGCGAUAAAGAGGAAGAAAAUGAUGAAGGAGAGGAAAUGGAAGUCGAGAACUCUAUGGAAUGCAAACUUAGCUUGAACUCAUACAAGAUUCGAUUUGUCAAAGGCAGUGAGGAUUACCUGUACAGGCGACAGUCUCUAAAGCGAGCAAAAGAGAGUCAUUCUUUGGUGGCAAACCGUCUUCACUCCAGAUUUCAGUCGUGGUUAAGCGAGUGGGUUAAGAAUCACGUGUCCAGCGACCAGGAAAGCGGGUGUCAUGACUGGCUGCUGGGACGAGUGGAUGGGCUUCAUCCCUGCACAACAACUUGCGAGACUAUCACGGAUACAGCCAUCAAACACAAUAAAUACUCUGUGAAAUGGGACAAGGACAAGAACGUGCAAGAAAAGAACGACGAAGACAAAGAGAGCGAGCAUAAUGCCGCGUCAUAAGCCUGUCCAGUUCUGUACAGUUGAUUAUAGUUAAACGGAUUUUAUAGGUAAACUAGUGUAUUGUAGUCAAGGAAUGGCGUUGAAAAAGAGAAAGACGUGGCAUAGGGUUGCGUGGCUCGUGUUACGUAAAGCGAAGGACUUAUUGCAAUUAGUGGGUCACAUCUGGCUUGCUUUGGCCUUAGAGAAUCACCCCGGUUGGACUGUAAAUGCGAUUUUUGUUCGUAGAGAUGCUUUCCUUAUCUAACUUGUUGCAAUUCUCUCUUCUGAUUGAGACGUCUAUUGUCUUCCUUUUCUUAUCAACAGUUAUUUUGUACAUACGACAUUCACUUAGACAGAUCGUUGAGGCAAUAAUCGCAGGGAAUGAAAUCACUCAGAUUUGCCGCAGACGAUGCUGUUCACUUUUCUUAUAUUAUUAUAACCACACCCUUAUCUUGUAUUAGCUUCAAGAAUCACUUAACUGUAAAAUCUGGCUCAUGUCUUUCCUGCCAUAUGAAGGCUUCAAUUGGUGUGUAGAAUUAAAUGACAAAUUAAAAAUUCUUAGGGAAGGUUCGUCCCGAUACUUUUAA